Nerophis lumbriciformis (worm pipefish) is the source of this 882-nucleotide messenger RNA. The record is from RefSeq and is a predicted model, not a curated record. Lineage: Eukaryota; Metazoa; Chordata; Actinopteri; Syngnathiformes; Syngnathidae.
AUGUUCGCUAGGACCAGCGCCUUGGUGUUCUCCCCACAAUGUGGGCAGAUCAGGAACAUGGCGACCUUGAAGGACAUCACUAUCCGCCUGAAGUCCAUCAAGAACAUCCAGAAGAUCACCAAGUCCAUGAAAAUGGUGGCCGCCGCCAAAUACGCGCGAGCUGAGAGGCAACUCAAGCCCGCCCGGGUCUACGGCACCGGAGCCCUCUCUCUGUACGAGAAGGCGGAGAUCAAAGCGCCCGAGGACAAGGCGUCUAAGCACCUGAUUAUCGGCGUGACGUCUGACCGCGGCCUCUGCGGCGCCAUCCACUCGGGUGUGGCCAAGACCAUCAAGAACGAGAUCGCCAACCUGACCGGCAGCGGCAAGGAGGUGAUGGUGGUCAACGUGGGCGACAAACUCAGGGGCCUGCUGCACCGGACUCACGGCAAGCACAUCAUGCUCAACUGCAAGGAGGUGGGACGCAAGCCCCCCACUUUUGGGGACGCGUCCAUCAUCGCCGGCGAACUGCUCAACUCUGGUUACGAGUUUGACCAGGGAGCCGUCAUCUACAACCGCUUCAGGUCGGUCAUUUCCUACAAGACGGACCAGCAGCCCCUCUUUUCUAACGAUGUGGUCGCCAACGCAGAGACGAUGGGCGUGUACGACGACAUCGACGCCGACGUGCUGAGGAGCUACCAGGAGUUCGCCAUGGUCAACAUCAUCUACUUAGCCCUGCGCGAGUCGUCCACCAGCGAGCAGAGCGCCAGGAUGACCGCCAUGGACAGCGCCAGCAAGAAUGCUUCCGAGAUGAUCGAUAAGCUGACGCUGACCUUCAACCGCACCCGACAGGCCGUCAUCACCAAGGAGCUGAUUGAGAUCAUCUCCGGAGCCGCCGCUCUGUAA